Molecule: messenger RNA, 978 nt
Organism: Amborella trichopoda
Lineage: Eukaryota; Viridiplantae; Streptophyta; Magnoliopsida; Amborellales; Amborellaceae
Source: RefSeq, a predicted model, not a curated record
AUUCGUUGAAUGCAAAAGGAUAUCACCCGCCCGAAAUUCUCUUUUAACAUCCCUCUAAAUUUAUUUCCCCCUCCCUUUCUCUCUCUAAAUUUAUUUCCCCCUUCCUUGGCGAUCAUGUCUACAGCAUGCGUCUGGAUGGCAUGGCCAACUCUCCUCUCUCGUAGCAGGGGAAGUAGGAAUUGGAUGCUCUGCACUUCCUUUCUCUCUCUAAAAUCCCCGAUAUCAAACCAAACAUUCCUCAGAAUCCCAGCUCCUGUUUAUAAGAGAAGAGCAAAUCUCACCAAUUUCAGGCAUUCCCCUGUUUUCAUGAUUUGGCAAGAUUGCAAAGCUAAGAUUGAAGUUGAUGCCCCUGCUUCCGUUGCUUAUAAUCUCUAUCUUGAUCGUGAGGCCAUUCCUAAAUGGAUGUCAUGGAUUUCGUCAGUAAAGGUGUUGGAAGAUAAACCUGAUUUAUCGCGAUGGACAAUGAAGUAUAGUGCCUUUGGUCGUGAUUUUGAGUUCAAAUGGCUUUCUCGUAACUUACAGCCCAUUCCUAAUCAAAAAAUUCAUUGGCGUUCACUAGAUGGUGUCCCUAACAGAGGAGCAGUGAGAUUUUACCCAAAGGGUCCAUCUUCUUGCGUAGUUGAAGUGAGCAUGCUUACCCUUUCUUAUGAAGUUCCUGCAAUCUUAGCAGGGGUGACCUCUGCAUUGGUGCCACUUGUUGAAGGCCUUCUAGAUGAUGGUUUGAAGAAAUUUGCAACCAUAGCAAAAAGCUACUAUUCAGGCCAACCUAAGACCUGAAAGCUUUUCCUUGCUUUGGGACCUAAGGUUCAAAUUCUCUUACAAUUGGAUGCGAUUAAUUGUGCGAAGGUUAAGUUGUAUCCUUUUUGUACAUGCCUCUUAUUAAUGAACUCUAUUCCUGUUCUGAAUUUCCUAGUGUAAAGGUUAAAUGUAUCCUUUUUGUACAUGCCUCUUAUUAAUGAACUCUAUUCCUGUUCUUAA